UUCAGAAAUGGGGCCCGGAUGAAGUCGCUGCUUGGUUGGACCUGCUGAGUUUGGGAGAAUACAAAGAAACGUUCGUCAGCCACGACAUCCGAGGGGCCGAGCUUUUGCACCUGGAGAGGAGAGACCUGAAGGAUUUGGGGAUAACGAAAGUGGGUCAUAUGAAGCGAAUUCUUCAGGGAAUUAAAGAAUUUGGCAGAAGCCCACCGUUACCGGAACUGUAGCUGUGUCGGCGGCUCCAUCGAGGAACUGCUAUUUACACAAAGGCAUAGAAGGACGCGGGUUCCUCCCGGGCGAGUAAACGGCAGGUUGUGAGAAGAGCAUUAAUUCUGAUCGGGGCGAGGUUUGAUGAACGAGUAUCCAAAAGGUUUUGUGGGUCUAAAGGUUUUAUGGGGUCAUUUACCCCAUAAUCCCUUGCCAGGCGGAGUCUGGACAACUGAAUUGAGCUGAAUGUUUACUGGCCAGAUGCCCCUCCUGUUGCCAAAACGGAGUUUUGUCCAGCACAUAUAUUCUCAUUGUGCCCAGAGAAGAGAAAUAUCUGCCUCUACCUAGGAUUGAACUCACAGCCUCCCGAUGGUGAGACGAGAGCGCCACCUCUAAGCCACCGCACCACUCUUUUGCGAGUCUAAAAAGGCUGUGAAAUAUAUUACGAGAAGUAAUCAAAAUGUCUCCAUUACAGUAAAAAAAAAAAUCACGUUUCCUGGGUAGCAUGGACAUUAUUCGGACUUUGGUAAUCCACCCAGAUCCUUUCAGGUUCUUUCAAAUUUGCAGAUGACAAAUCAUUUUACAAAACGAGAUUGUUCCGCUUGACAAAUCCUUGAAGCCUAACUUCACCCAGAGCCUCCGGUGUCUUCGUAGACCCGAUCCCAUCCCGAUGUUUCAGUGGUACCUCAAACCAUCGUCCUCUCGGGUUUUUCGCCCCAUUUCGUUGGCCGAAAAUAAUGUUGGAUGCGGUGAACGGACACGCCACAACGUCUCGUUUCUCGGCCCAAACCGCCCUGCUCGUUUGCAUGAUAAAUUCUUACACUUGAAGAACUUUUAUAUCUGUUUUAAUAAGAUUUAAUUUAUUACUGUUUUGGGGGUGGGGGGGGGUGUUAGGGAUUUUAUUUUAUUUUCUCCUGAGGCGAUAGAAAAACACGCGGCGUGUGGCGGACAUUGUUGCCAUAUUCUAGUCGUGAAAAACGUCUUCAACUCUGGCUUCAGGGUCAUUUCAGAGUAUUUCCAAAAUGCUAGAAGGCGACAGGUUUAGGAUUUGGUUCCCCGAGGGAGAAAGAUCUGAACAUUUCCUCACGGUGGAUAAAAUAUGCAACGUUUACUCUCUUCCGUCAAGCAACUCCCAGAUUACCUCGGACGCCUCAGCUUCAAAACGUGGCGGCCGAGCGACCGAAAGUGCAUCGAAUUUGACAUCAACAUCAAGAUUAUGCCGUUUUAAUGAAAUCUGGGAAGGUUAUCGAGCCCGGUCUUUAACCCGUGCAUUAAGCCAACUAUUUUUUUUUAUUUUCAGUUUACAGAUGGAUUUAGCCUCAUCGGAAAUAUUGUUAUCUAAUUGUGUGUUAGUUUGGACUGGAAAAUUUGGUGGAUCGGGGCAGGAAAAGAAAUUCCUUUUCUGAAAAUUGUGUAUCUGCUUCAGAGCCAAGAAACUUCAUAUCUUUGGUGGCGAACCGAGUGCCAAAAAGGGAGUGUGCGGUUUGUGCCCACUCGCGCAACCUGGAAGAGAAGCUGGACAUGUGCACGCCGUGAAAUUAACUUCUGGUUAAUCUGGCUAAUGUCUGGCGCGCAUGCGCACAUGAUGAAUCAGCCGGCCAGCGCGCAUGAGCACAACAGAAACCAGAAGACCAGCUCUUCUAGUUUCCGGCACUACCGCACGUGCGAAGGUCAGCUGAUCAUCGCGCGUGCAUGCACACCAGAAACACGGAAGAGAAAUGGGUGACGCUGCCUGUGCCAGCUGACAUGGCUCUGUGUGCCACUUUGGGCAUGCCGUAGGAUCGCCAUCGCGGCUCUAGAUAUUGUUGAAACCAGGGAGAUCAGCAGAGGAAUCCAGAAAAAUUAAGAUGGUAUCUCGGUGCCGGGGUCACCUCCCACUAUGGAUGAACUACAGCUCCCAACAGCCUCCACGUUUGUCUGUGGAGAUUCUCCAUCAUCCAGGUCACGGUUAUCCCCAAAGUGCUUUUUCCAAAAGAC
Messenger RNA from Thamnophis sirtalis, 2178 nucleotides. NCBI's taxonomy places the organism in Eukaryota, Metazoa, Chordata, Lepidosauria, Squamata, Natricidae. The record is from RefSeq and is a predicted model, not a curated record.